CUGCAGGCGCGCGUGAAUGCUGCUCGUGUUGAGGAGUACCACGCUGAUGCUCUUAUCCUUGCCAUGCUAAUGACUGCGCAUUAAAAUGAGCUGCGGUGUGUGCUGGAGAUUAAACGCAGACGUUUAACACCGCGUGUGUGGAGAAGGUGACGGAGCGACGCGGUGUGUCAGUGAAGGAGGCGAGUUCUGGGAGCGCAGUGUGGAUCACAAUGAGUCCUGAGCCGAGCUGAUUAGCAGUAGUGCUAACUAGCUUAGCCGAAGUUGAUCAGUGCGUUACUGUGAAAGGUGAGAUGGAGAACUACAGGAAAGCGGGCGUGGUUGAGCAGCCGUGUCUCUGCCCGUUUGCCGACCUCCUCCAUGAUGGCACUCCCGUGGUCCGGGUUCGAGACGGCAGCAAAAUCCGCAACCUGAUGCGGUUCGCUCAGAGCCGGAUGGAGGGCCGAGCGGAGAAACCGCCAGAGGGCGGCGGAGGUCAAGAGGAAGCGGAACCGAGCGCCGAAUCGCAGCUGUGCCGCCAGAUCGUGUUCACGGGCGUCGGCCCGAGCGUCUCCAAGGCCAUCACGUGCGUGGAGAUCAUGAAGCGGCGUGCGGGGGGGCUGCAUCAGGUCACGCGGCUGCUCUACAGCUCGCUGCAGGAAACGUGGGAGCCGCUGGAGCCGAGCGCCGGCCUCGAGAGCAUCACCGUGACCCGGAACGUCCCCGCCAUCUGGGUUCUGCUCUCCAGAGACCCGCUGGACUCGAAUGCGGCCGGAUACCAGGCACCCGGGAGCUUCGAUGCGCUGUGGGUGCAGGCCGCCGUUAAAGAGGAUCGAGAGAAUCAGAGGAGGAGGAGCGGAGGAAGAGGAAAAGGACCGCGCAGACAGACGAUGCGCCCCAGAGACGAACGGAAAACUUCAGGACAAGCAUCAGGAGCGCACUGAGGCUACCGCCACCCGGUUUUACCAAAAACAGGCGGAGCUUCAGUUACGCUUGGCCGGCGAGAUUUUACAACAUCACCAUGAUAAUAGUUGGUUAUCACGCUCGUUUGUGAAUUUGGCGAGCUGCGUACCGUCAGAGAGCUCACGCGGGACAAGUCACGUCUGUAAUCUGUUCCACAGAGUAGAAUUAUCAUGAGCCUCACACUGAACUAAAGAAAUGAAAAUAACAUUUACGAGUGGUGAUGUCAUGAUCGGGUUUUAAGCUCCGCCCCCACCGUGCAGCAACACCAGAGUAUUUAAAUCGGGACACUAGAGAGGUUUUGGCUGAAAUGGGUAUAAUUUUUUAUUUAAAUUUUUUAAGAGAACAAAAGGAUUAUUUCAGAGUUAAUGAAG
Ictalurus furcatus (blue catfish) is the source of this 1310-nucleotide messenger RNA. RefSeq names its product ribonuclease P/MRP 25 subunit-like (gene rpp25l). The record is from RefSeq and is a predicted model, not a curated record. The transcript is spliced from 2 exons. Lineage: Eukaryota; Metazoa; Chordata; Actinopteri; Siluriformes; Ictaluridae. Gene Ontology annotation, cellular component: ribonuclease MRP complex. The coding region runs from base 291 to 920 and encodes 209 amino acids. Gene Ontology annotation, molecular function: RNA binding. Gene Ontology annotation, biological process: tRNA 5'-leader removal.